Molecule: messenger RNA, 579 nt
Organism: Ostreobium quekettii
Lineage: Eukaryota; Viridiplantae; Chlorophyta; Ulvophyceae; Bryopsidales; Ostreobiaceae
Source: the annotation of a GenBank genome assembly
AUGCUGGUGCUAGUCCUGUGGUUUGGAUCACAAGGGUCGUUUGACAUCCUUGUUGUUGCACAUGAUGCACAGGGAGGCUCAACGGCCCUCAUUUGGGCAGCACUAAAUGGCCGCAUGAGCACAGUGGCGUUGCUGUUGGAAAAUGGCGUAUCGGUGGACCACGCUGACGAGUUCGGCUCAACGGCCCUCGUGGCAGCAGCACACAAUGGCCACACGAGCACAGUGGCGUUGCUGUUGGAAAAGGGCACAUCAGUGGACCACGCUGACAUGCAUGGUUCAACGGCCCUGAUUUGGGCAUCACGGAAUGGUCACACGAGCACGGUGGCGCUGCUGCUGGAAAAGGGCGCAUCGGUGGACCUGGUCAACGUGCACGGCUCAAUGGCACUCGCUUGGGCAGCAAACAAUGGUUGCAUGAGCACUGUGGCACUGCUGUUGGAGAAGAGUGCAUCGGUGGACCAGGCUAACCAGGAUAUCUCAACAGCCCUCAUAUGGACAGCACGGAAAGGCCACAUAAACACUGUGGCGUUGCUGCUGCGAAAGGGCGCCUCGGUAGCCCAGGCUGACGAGGGGGGCCACUGA